UUCUUAGGGUUUAUCCUCCAAAGUCACAGUCCCCUUCUCUUAUCCUCAAGAAAUGGCGGCGACACAACUAACAGCAUCACCAGUGACAGUGUCAGCCAGGAGCUUAUCCUCACUUGAAGGUCUCAGAGCUUCGAGUUCAAAGUUUGGAACUUUGAAACCAGGCACCCUUAAGCAUAGCCAGUUCCGUUCUUUGGUUGUCAGAGCUGCUUCUGUUGUUGCUCCCAAGUAUACUUCGAUUAAGCCAUUGGGAGAUAGAGUUUUGGUGAAGAUCAAGGAGGCAGAGGAGAAGACUAUGGGAGGUAUCUUACUUCCAUCUACCGCUCAAUCAAAGCCUCAAGGUGGUGAAGUCAUUGCUGUGGGUGAAGGAAGAACUAUUGGGAAGAACAAAAUAGAUAUCACUAUCCCUACUGGAGCACAAAUCAUUUACUCCAAAUACGCAGGAACUGAGGUGGAGUUCAACGAUGUGAAGCAUCUCAUUCUCAAGGAAGAUGACAUUGUUGGUCUUCUUGAGACAGAGGACAUCAAAGAUCUCAAGCCCUUGAAUGACCGAGUCUUCAUUAAGGUUGCUGAAGCAGAGGAGAAAACAGCUGGAGGGUUGUUGUUAACCGAGACUACCAAAGAAAAGCCUUCUAUUGGCACGGUUAUAGCAGUUGGACCAGGUACUCUAGAUGAGGAAGGUAAGGUUCAGCCACUAUCGAUAUCAACUGGAAGCACAGUUCUUUACUCCAAGUAUGCGGGUAACGACUUCAAAGGCAAAGAUGGUUCAAACUACAUUGCCCUGAGAGCUUCGGAUGUGAUGGCCAUCCUUUCUUAGUUUAUAUUUUUGUAACUUGCAAUUUGUAUCCCUAUUGUGGAAAUUUUUCAUAGACAGGCAUGAGCAUAAUCUGAAAUAAAGACUUGAGUUUCAAU
Eruca vesicaria subsp. sativa (arugula) is the source of this 909-nucleotide messenger RNA. The record is from the annotation of a GenBank genome assembly. NCBI's taxonomy places the organism in Eukaryota, Viridiplantae, Streptophyta, Magnoliopsida, Brassicales, Brassicaceae.